Molecule: messenger RNA, 1224 nt
Organism: Elephantulus edwardii (Cape elephant shrew)
Lineage: Eukaryota; Metazoa; Chordata; Mammalia; Macroscelidea; Macroscelididae
Product: E3 ubiquitin-protein ligase E3D-like
Exons: 10
Coding region: 1-1224 (407 amino acids)
Biological process (GO): proteasome-mediated ubiquitin-dependent protein catabolic process; protein autoubiquitination; protein monoubiquitination
Cellular component (GO): nucleus; cytosol; ubiquitin ligase complex
Molecular function (GO): cyclin binding; ubiquitin protein ligase activity; ubiquitin conjugating enzyme binding
Source: RefSeq, a predicted model, not a curated record
AUGGCGGCGGCGGCAGGGCCGCGCGUAUUCUUGGAGGCGAGGCGAAGGCUGCAGAGCGCGCUGCUGAUCCUGGGAUAUAUCCGGUUGCCAGUGACCAGAGAGCCGAGAGAAGGAGGUCUACCCGUGGAUAUUUCUCUAAUGCCAUCUUCACUCCGGAUGAGCACUCCUGAGGGCUGCACCGAAAUCCGGCUGCCAGCAGAGGUCAGGCUUGUCCCGUCCUCUUGCCGGGGGCUGCAGUACGUGACUGGGGAAGGGCUUCACCUGCGACUGCAGAUGCUCGCACAGUUAAGCUCCAAACCGAUUUCAUUAUUUAAUCAAUGUCCACAAGCCCAAGAAUAUUGCACAUUUUAUUGCCAGUCCUGUGGUGAAGUCUUAAUAAGGGACAGGAAGCUUCUCAGGGUCCUCCCACUGCCAAGUGAAAAUUGGGCUGCUCUAGUUGGAGAAUGGUGUUGCCAUCCGGACCCCUUUGCUAAUAAGCCACUUCACCCACAAGAGAAUGAUUGUUUUACUGGAGAUACGUUUUUCCUGGUGAAUUUAAGAAGUGAUGAGCAGCAGCUGAAACCUGAACUAAGCCAAAUGGAGAUGAAGUCCCUUUCUUCUGAGAAUCAUUCUGAAUUGAAACCAAAGGCAAAUACCAAAGUAAUUUGUAAGCGUUGCAAGAUAAUGCUGGGGGAGAGCAUAUCGUCAGAAACUAUGAAGCUCUAUAAUACAGAGAUAAUUGUUCAACCAUCUGGGAGAAAUUUUCCCAUUCUGCCAAGGUCUCAGUUUGUACAGAGUGUUAUUGCCCAGUGUCUGGUGGAACUGUCUUCUGCUAGAAGUACUUUUCGGUUCGCUGUUCAAGGUCAUGAUCGGAAAGUGUACAUCUUGUUAUGGCUUUUAAACUCAGACAGUUUGGUGAUUGAAUCUUUGGGGAAUUGCAAAAGUAUCAAAAAAUUUCCCUUGCUGGAAGAUACCUUGAAGGAAGAAAAUUCCAGUUCUGUCUGGAAUGCUGUCAAAGUCCUAUACCAGCCAUGCGUCAAGAAUAGGAACAAAAAGCUUGCCAGCUCAUGGGAGAGUGACCUCAGCGUCCACGCCCUCACCCUGCCUGCCACAACGUGUUUGGAGCUGCUCUUAAUACUGUCGAAGAGUAAUGCUGUGCUGCCUCCAUCCCUUCGCUUUAUGAAUUCAUUUCAGGUAAGAACUUGCUCCUUUAUCAAGGUAGAAUUUUUUUGGUUUUACUUGUAG